AUGGGAGCUGCGCAGGAGCUCUUCUGCCUCUUGUGGGGAUCUUCCAGCGUGCGAUCGCGGUGGGGUUUUUAUCGUUUCCAUUUCUUCCAAGCGCCGUUUAGACAAAAAGGUCCGGAGCUGGCAGUGUGGGGCCUUCUAAAGGAUCCGGACCACUGAAUCCGGAUUUCCCUGAUUGCGCCACACGUUUUUGUUGACCGGCAGGAAGCUUUCAACAACCUGAUUUCCUCCUUGUGAAGUAAGCCCUACUGAGCCAUGUGUUUUACUCCCAGGUAAAGCCUGGAAGAGAGAGGAGCGGCGGCUGCCUUAGGGCACUUUUGCAAAAUCUGAGAUUUUUCUCCAAAUGCCCCUACCCGCUUAAACCGCGAUCCCGUGAAUAUUUACUCUGACGUAAGGCCCUCACUCUAUCCAAUGGGCCUUCUUCCCUAGGAAGUGCGCUUAGGACCUGAGUGUGUGAAGACACGCUUCUUGUUACAGAACAAGCCAUUCCAGCCACACCCCUGGGUUGCACCGCUUUGGGUCUUUACGUACGAGUAAACCCAGUGCAAUUUGCUGGGACUUGCUUCCUUCUGCCUGCCUGCAUUUUAUCAAUUCACAUAUUUAUAUCCCACCUUUUUCUCCCAGGAGCCCAAAGCGGCCCAAUUUCUCCCCCUCCCCAUUUAAUGCCACAACAACUCUGCGAAGUAGGCUGAGGGGCAGUGGCUGGGCCAAAGUUGCCCGGCGAGUGGGGAUUCGAACCCAGGUCUCUCGGGUUCUAUUCUGACACUCCAGGCGUUCUGCUGUGCUGGCUCAGCAGGAGAUAUGACUUUGAGCAUCCGUGAAUUUUUAAAUCUGAAGUUUGUCUUGUGCAUUGUGCUUGGAAAUAAGUGCUUGCUCCCAGGGUCGUGUGUGCAGGAUCGGAGCCCUAAUCCUCGGGGUUACAAUCCUGCGCGCGUUGGGAGGGCCGUUCAAAGUGAUCCAAUGCAUUUGGACUGCGGAAGGGAGUUCCGCUGGUAUUCGCAGGGAUCACGAGGCUCAUCAAAUUCAACCCUUUGCAAUGCAGAAAUCUCAGCCAAAGCGUCUAUGGCAGAUGGCUACUCAAAGAGCAAAAAUUGCCAUUAGAAAGCUUUAUGUGAAGUUCUUUGCUUGUUUUUUAGAUGCAUGAGCUAGUGAGUUUUUCGGUGCUUCUCUUUGCCGCUCCUUCAACCUCCCCCCCCCUCCACUUUUAAAGAAAACCUAUCUGUAAGAGAACAAGCUGUUCUUUGCAGACUGCAAAACGACAGCUUUUAGUUUGUUUUCUUAAGGAAAGAAGAAACGGAAAUACAAGUGGCCUUUGUGAAAAGUGUUUAAUUUCAGGACAAAAAUCUAGUGAAAAUCAAGGACGAUCUGAACUGUAACUUUGUAAAUCAGUGUUUGCUGCAGUGAUGAUUAAACAGACAUUUUCGGGUGCUAAGAUUGGCAGCGGGAGGAACUCUUGCUUCUUCCACCGAACUCAGAAGCUUGGGAUCGGACGGUGGAACAAGACAGUGUCUUCUCUGUGGUAGCUCCUGAGUUGUGGAAUUCCUUUCCAACAGAGGUUUGCUUGGCACCUUCAUCAGCCAGCUUUCUGCAAACGCUGAAGGCUCGCUUCUUGUUUCAAACUAUUUUUAAAUAUUGUGUUUUCACUUUCAGUAUUGUGUUUUAGUAGCCCGGUAUUAGAAACUCGGAUAUGGAAGCUAAAUGGCAUUUUAAACCUAGCCUACGGUCGCCAAAGCCGAAUGUCUAGGUCAUGAGUAGGCAAACUAAGGCCCGUGGGCUGGAUCUGGCCCAAUUGCCUUCUAAAUCUGGCCCUCGGAUGGUCCAGGAAUCAGUGUGUUUUUACAUGAGUAGAAUGUGUCCUUUUAUUUAAAAUGCAUCUCUGGGUUAUUUGUGGGGCAUAGGAAUUUGUUCAUUUCCCCCCCAAAAAUAUAGUCCAGCCCCCCACAAGGUCUGAGGGACAGUGGACCGGCCUCCUGCUGAAAAAGUUUGCUGACCCCUGGUCUAGGUGCUAUUUUUUGAAAAAAGUUGAGCUUGUUAUUUUUAUUACUGUUAAUUCAUUUCAUUUCUUUAUAUUUUAAGGGGGGGGUAUCACCAAUCAGAAGCCACGCCUUGGUUUUGAACCAAGAUAGUUUUUUACUAUCUAGUUAGAUAGUAAAAUUCAUAUUACAUUGCUGUUUUAGGAGUUGUUUUUAAAAGUCUGGAACAGAUUAAUCCGUUUUGCAUGACUUUCUAUGGGAAAGUGUGCCUUGGUUUUGGAACGCUUUGGUUUUGGAACGGAUUUCCGGAAUGGAUUAAGUUUGAGAACCACGGUACCACUGUACAUUGUUUCUGUGCUUGAGAAAUACAAUAAAACUCAGAAAAGACGUUCUUACAGUGGAAUGUUAUGCAUGUUGUCUACUAGCAAGUAAGUCCUGUUGAGUUCAGUGGGGCUUGUUGUUGUUUAGUCGUUUAGUCGUGUCCGACUCUUCGUGACCCCCUUAACCAGAGCACUCCAGUCACUCCUGUCUUCCACUGCCUCCCGCAGUUGAGUCAAACUCAUGUUGUUAGCUUCGAGAACACUGUCCCACCAUCUCGUCCUCUGUCGUCCCCUUCUCCUUGUGCCCUCCAUCUUUCCCAACAUCAGGGUCUUUUCCAGGGAGUCUUCACUUCUCAUGAGGUGGCCAAAGUCUUGGAGCCUCAGCUUCAGGAUCUGUCCUUCCAGUGAGCACUCAGGGCUGAUUUCCUUCAGAAUGGAGAGGUUGGAUCUUCUUGCAGUCCAUGGGACUCUCUAGAGUCUCCUCCAGCACCAGAAUUCAAAAGCAUCCAUUCUUCAGCGAUCAGCCUUCUUUAUGGUCCAGCUCUCACUUCCAUACAUCACUACUGGAAAAACCAUGGCUUUAACUAUACAGACCUUUGUUGGCAAGGUGAUGUCUCUGCUUUUUAAGAUGCUGUCUAGGUUUGCCAUCGCCUUUCUCCCAAGGAGCAGGCGUCUUUUAAUUUCGGGACUGCUGUCACCAUCUGCCGUGAUCAUGGAGCCCAAGGAAGUAAAAUCUCUCACUGCCUCCAUUUCUUCCCCUUCUGUUUGCCAGGAGGUGAUGGGACCAGUGGCCAUGAUCAUCGUUUUUUUGACGUUGAGCUUCAGACCAUAUUUUGCGCUUUCCUCUUUCACCCUCAUUAAAAGGUUCUUUAAUUUCUCCUCAUUUUCUAACAUCAAUGUUGUGUCAUCUGCAUAUCUGAGGUUGUUGAUAUUUCUUCCGGCGAUCUUCUUUCCAAUGGGGCUUACUCCUAGGUAAAUAUGCAUGGGAUCACAGCCUUCUGAGUCUCUGCUGGUGACUGCUAAACCUCUGGCUUUGGAAACAGCAGGGCUCUCUCUAUUGUUUAUUUUCUCUCUCUCCCCCCACCCUGGUCUAUUUUAGUGUUUUAUAGCUGUUUUAAAGAUUACAUUCCAUUUUUACAUUUUUGUUGCCGUAUACAUUGCUCUGAGCAUUCUGCAUGGGGUUGGAAUUCCGGCUCAGAACAUUUUAGGAGGGACAAAAAGAAAUGAACAAACCUCGAAACUUGUUAGCCUUAUUUUUCUCUUUUAACCGAUAACUGAGCUGAUUAUUUGUGCUGAGUCGUUAGAAAUUCAAAAUGGGGUGUGUGUUUCAAGCCCAUAAAAGGCUCAUUGCAUUAUUAGCAAUGUUGCAAAUAAAUUGUAUACUUUGUUAGAUUCAGGUGGUGUGCGCUAAGUUGACUUUUGCAACAGUAAUUGAAUUCCGUGCAAAGGAAAACUCAAAUGUUCUUUUACAUAGCUUCAAAGUAUUACUUGCACAGAAAAAUUGUGGGAGGGGGAAGAAGGUCAAUUUACUAAAUUUGCAAUAGAAAAUGGUUGAUCCAGUUUCUUCAGGCAGGUGUGUUAGAGACAGGAAAAGUGCUACAAAGAAGUUGCAAGGAAGUUUCCAGAACCUCCUAGAACUUUCAAGAUGAUACAUAUUCAACUGCUGAUUUUUGUGUCAACCGCGAGCAGUUUGGAAUCCUUUGGACGUCGUGCAAAACCAUGGUUUAUUGUGACAAUAAUGAUCCUCGCCUCCUCCAGAACUUAUAUUUUCUUUCCUCCUCUGGCACGCUCAGGAGGAGAUUGGAAGCUUUCACUUCCGAUUCCAGUUAACCACGGUUUAGCGUUACAUCUGCUUAGUCUUAGCUAUGAUUUGUGGCUUGUUUCGCACAGAAAAAUAAUAAAACAGAGAGGUUUCCAGACCGGCCUCAUUUAUCUCCAUGUCCGAAAAACUACCAGCUGUUAGAUUUCUGUAUCAGGCUGCUGAAAAGUUCCAGGAAUGCUCGCUUUCUCUCCUUUCGGUGCAGCGUUUAGGGAGAUCGCAGAGCAAGUUUGCUGCAACCUUGAGUCUGCACAGGGCGACCUUCCUGGUAUUUGCAGCAUCCGAGUGCGAGGUCCUUGAGCUGUGCCCCGUGGGAUGUUUAGCACAGCACAAGAACUUGACGUGCCAGUUUAACAGGGAAGUUAGUGUCUGUUCGUGGGAAAAACGGGCGCUUUUCGGUGAGGUCCACCCCUCUUGCAUUCUUUUCCUCUUCCCUCCCAUCCCGUUUAAUUCUUUUAGAAAACACAGCCCUUUAAAACAGCACGUUAUUUAUUUAUUUAUUUUAAAAGAUUUUUUAUUGAUACAACAAGAAAAAAGAAAAAAAACACACACAAAUACCAAAUUACACACAAGAAUAACCAUAGACACAUAAUUUUCUUAGCAAACAAUAAAACAUAUAUUGGUCUUAACACUAAAGACCCAACCUCCCGUCUAUUCCAUAUUUCAGUUUCAUAUUACUUAUUGCCAAUACACACUUUUAUCAUACAGUGGUACCUCACAAGACGGAAAACUCGCAAAACGAAAGGGUUUUUGGUUUUUUGAGUUGCUUCGCAAGACAAUUUUCCCUAUGGGCUUGCUUCGCAAGACGGAAACGUCUUGCAAGUUUGUUUCCUUUUUCUUAAAACCGUUAAUACAGUUGCGACUUGACUUCGAGGAGCAACUCAUAGCACGCGGUGUGGUAGCCUUUUUGAGGUUUUUGAAGACUUUGGUGAUUUUUGAAGCUUUUCCAAAACUGUUCCGACACCGUGCUUCGCAAGACGAAAAAACCCGCAAGACGAAAAAACUUGCGGAAUGAAUUAAUUUCGUCUUGCGAGGCACCACUGUAAUUAAACUUAUUCUUAAUAAAUCUAAUUUCUUAGAUCUACCUUGCAACAAUUGCUGAAGUUCCUUGAAUGCUGCGACAGAAUUUAUUUAUUUUUCAGAUAUUCUUUGAAAACCUCCCAUUUUGAAGCAAAUUCCUGUUUCGAUUUAUUCUUUAUUUUUUCUGAUAGACCAUCUAAUUCGGCAUAUUCUGUCAGCUUUUGGAUCCAAUCUUGUAUAGAAGGAAUUUCAUUACUCUUCCAUUUUGCUGCGAUCAAAACUCUUGCUGCCGCCAUCACAUAUAAAAAGAUACCCUUCCCCUUUUGUGGAAUAUCCAAAUCUGUUAUUCCCAGGAGGUCGGCCUCUGUUUUUUUUAUUGAAAGAGAUCUUUAGCAUUUUUUGCAGUUCUGCAUGGAUACUCUCCCAGAAUACCUGUAUUUUCCUACAUAUCCACCACAUAUGGUAGAAAGUUCCUGAGUCUCCGCAUUUCCAACAAUUACUUGACACAUUUUUAUACAUUUUUGAAAGUUUCCAUGGUGUUAGAUACCAUUGAUGUAAAACAGCACGUUAUUUAACCGCAGUUAACGUAACGGCACUCUGGUCUCUCUUCCAAAUAUGUACCACCUAAAAAUCAUUUUCUAUCUAAUUGCAUUGAUAAAAAAUAGCAAGAGGAAAUUUUACUGGGGAACAGAGGGGGUGAAUGCAGAAACAAGUGAGACGAAGGAAUAUAUCAAAAAAGUACAGUCAAAAUUUGGCUCCCGGACGUCUCAAUUUUGGAACGUUUUGGCUCCUGGACACCAAAAACUGGGAAGUAACUGCUCCGGUUUUUGAACGAUUUUCAGAAGCCAAACAGCUUCCGGGGAGUUUUUUUCUUUUUCCUUCAUUGACUUUGCAAUCCUUGGUUGUCGAACAUUUCGUAAGUCGAGGGGUCUUCCGGAACAGGUUACGUUUGACAACUGAGGUUUGACUGUACAGUGGUACCUUGGUUCUCGAACUUAAUCCAGUUGACUCCCGAAAGCGUUCGAAAACCAAGGCGCCGCUUCGGAUUGGCUGCAGGAUCUUCCUGCGCUCAAGCGGAAGUUGCGUCGGACGUUCGGCUUCCGAAAAACGUUCGCAAACCAGAACACUUACUUCCGGGUUUGCGAUGCUUGUGAGCCGAUUUGUUCGACAACAGAGCCGUUCGAGAACCAAGGUACCACUGUAUGUUGAAAAUCAUAUCAAAAAUAUAACUAAGUCUAAAAAAGUUAUUCUCGGAAGGGGUCGUUUAACAAGGAUCCGAUCAGUUUAUUCAAAGUUACUUCUAAAGAGGAAGUCUUGGUGAUUUUUUCAUUAUCAACGCAUCUGAAUGGAGUGGGGAAUGCAAAUUUCAUACAGUGACCCGUUGCUGGAAACCACAGGAGGAGAGUGGACCGUUGUGCUUGAAUCCUGGCCACUGUGAGAACAGGAUGUGGACUAGAUGGGCAUUGACUUGAUCCAGCAGGAGCCUUUUGUGUUCUGAGGAGUGAUGAAUUUUGAUUCCAGAAUCACCAUGGUCUUGUUUGGUCAAUGGAAUAUUCAUUAUCAUCAUCACACAUUCUCUGUAAUUUUUUCACUUCCCCGUCACUGAUACUGACGAAUCGUGGAACUCCCAUGGGAAUAUGCCAGCAUGAGUUCUGUCACCCAUCUCUUCCACUUUUCAAACACUGUCAGUGUAAAUCUGCUUUCUUAAUAAUAAUAAUAAUAAUAAUAAUAAUAAUAAUUUAUUAUUUAUACCCCACCCAUCUGGCUGGGCUUCCCCAGCCACUCCGGGCGGCUUCCAACAAAAUAUUAAAAUACAGUACAGUGGUACCUCAGAUUAAGAACUUAAUUCGUUCUGGAGGUCUGUUCUUAACCUGAAACUGUUCUUAACCUGAAGCACCACUUUAGCUAAUGGGGCCUCCCGCUGCCGCUGCUCUGCCGGAGCACGAUUUCUGUUCUCAUCCUGAAGCAAAGUUCUUAACCUGAGGUAAUAUUUCUGAGUUAGCGGAGUCUGUAACCUGAAGCGUAUGUAACCUGAAGCGUAUGUAACCGGAGGUACCACUGUAAUGCAUCAGACAUUAAAAGCUUCCCUAAACAGGGCUGCCUUCAGAUGUCUUCUAAAAGUCUGGUAGUUGUUGUUCUCUUUGACAUCUGGUGGGAGGGCGUUCCACAGGGCGGGUGCCACCACCGAGAAGGCCCUCUGCCUGGUUCCCUGUAACUUGGCUUCUUGCAGUGAGGGAACCGCUGGAAGGCCCUCGGCGAUGGACCUCAGUGUCCGGCCUGAACGAUGGGGGUGGAGACGCUCCUUCAGAUAUACUGGACCGAGGCCGUUUAGGGCUUUCAAGGUCAGCACCAACACUUUGAAUUGUGCUUGGAAACGUACUGGGAGCCAACGUAGAUCUUUCAGGACCAGUGUUAUGUGGUCUCGGCAGCUGCUCCCAGUCACCAGUCUAGCUGCCGCAUUCUGGAUUACCGUAUUUUUUGCUCUAUAAGACUCACUUUUUUCCUCCUAAAAAGAAAGGGGGAAUGUGUGUACGUCUUAUCGAGCGAAUGCAGGCUGCACAGCUAUCACAGAAGCCAGAACAGCAAGCCCUCUUGCUGUUCUGGCUUCUGAGAUUCAGAAUAUUUUUUUCCUUGUUUUCCUCCUCCAAAAACUAGGUGCGUCUUGUGGUCUGGUGCGUCUUAUAGAGCGAAAAAUACGGUGAUUAAGACUUUGUGGCCCCAUUUGGUGCCCUUCAGAGGAUGGAAACAGGGCAGCGAGCGAAGUUCUUCUGUUUGUUGAUUCCUUCCUAAUGGGCGGAGCGCGGCCUGUAAGCAACAGUUCUAAUUGGCAUCAGGCGAUGGAAAUUAAUUUGUGGAAUCAUUAUAAGCACAGUGUGUUCGUGGGUGUAAUAACAUGGCUGGUGAAGUUGUGGUCCUGGGAGAUGUAAAACAGAAUGGAGCUGCCCCUUGGGUUUUUGGUUGGUUUUUUUUCACAUUGAGACAUCACUAUAGCUCCCUUGGUUACUUAUUUACAUCCUGCUUUUAAAUUCCACUGAAAUGUGUGGACUGCAACUAGCUCCCUGCCUUAAGGACCUCUGGCUUAAGUUGCUGUUGUUGAAACCCAAAAUCCACAAUAUUUUCUGUGCUCCAGCUACGAUUUCGAAGACAUUGGCACAAUGCGAGUCCCCAACACAACACAUCCCAUAAUCCCCCGCCCCUUAAUUCUUUUUUUAUUUUAUUUUUUAAAUUUUUAAAUUUUAAUUUUUUGCACUUUAUUAUUAAUGUUGCAAUACAUAUAUGAACUCUUUACAUAUUGAUACAUAUACAUUAUAUUCAUAAAUUCACAUUUUCACGUUUCAUUAUGUACCAACGUUUAUCCAUUUCUUAUUUCUUGCCCUGUGCGUGACUUCCUUGUUAUUAUUUCGUAACUUUAUUAUUGAGAUUGUAAUUUUGUAUCUUAAUAAUUAAACAUUCCAUCUUACAUAUCUGCUUAGCAUAGCUUAAUUUAACUUAAUUUAACUGAAAUCAGUCUAUACAUAUCAAUAAAUUCUUGUUGGAGCAUCUUUUGGUCAUGUAUUAUUUUAUACCUUUCCAUUCCUGUUUGAGAUUUUGAUUAGAUUGCAUUCUUAUCGUUGCCGUCAUUUUUGCUAAUUCAAGCAUUUCAAAAAAAAUAUUUUGCCAAUCUUUCAAUGUUGGUACUUAAUUCUUUUUUUUAAUGAGUUUAUUUUAUUGUUGCUUGGUUGGUGGGUGAAGCCUGGUUUUUGAGGGGAGAUGGCCUUUUUGUCUGUUUUUGUAUAUGUGUGUGUGUGUAGAUAGGUUAAUUGUUGUUGUUUAGUCAUUUAGUCGUGUCCGCCUCUUCGUGACCCCCUGGACCAGAGCACGCCAGGCCCUCCUGUCUUCCACUGCCUCCCGCAGUUUGGUCAAACUCAUGCUGGUAGCUUGGAGAACACUGUCCCACCAUCUCGUCCUCUAUUGUCCCCUUCUCCUUGUGUCCUCCAUCUUUCCCAACAUCAGGGUCUUUUCCAGGGAGUCUUCUCUUCUCAUGAGGUGCCCAAAGUCUUGGAGCCUCAGCUUCAGGAUCUGUCCUUCCAGUGAGCACUCAGGGCUGAUUUUCUUCAGAAAGGAUUCCUGCAGUCCAUGGGACUCUCAAGAGUCUCCUCCAGCACCAGAAUUCAAAAGCAUCAAUUCUUUGGCGAUCGGCCUUCUUUAUGGUCCAGCUCUCACUUCCAUACAUCACUAAACUGGGUUAAUAGGUAGGUGCAUUUUUCGACGGGACGGACUACCCUGAACACCACAAGAUUUUCUUCAGUGAAAUGGGUAUUUUGUGGUGCCGACCUGGUGCCAAAUGUCCUGUUCUGCUUUCCUUUGGACCACAUCAGCAAGGCUGAGAUUGGGGUCUUGUUGUCUGGGCAGCCCAGGACCUCCAAGACACACAGCUUGCGCCACAAGGAGGUCAAUUUGGUGUGCUAAUAAAGAGGUUUGACUUCACCCGCAGAGGCGCACUCCAUUGUCUCUUGAGACAGAUGGGUGUCCACAACAAGAAGGUUCCUGUGAUCUCUAUAUGGGUGCAAGGAACUUUGAGGGCUCCUACUUUUAUCUUCUAUAUUGCUAAUCAGGAUUAUAGCAUCCGCUUCUAUUUCUAGGCUAGCAUAGGAAUGCAGGAAGCAGUGUUAGAAACUCAGGUAUAUAAGCUAGGUGCCAGAUGGCUCCUUAAACCAAGAUUACAAUCUAUGUAGAAUUUUUAUUAUUAUUAUUAAUUUUUAUUAAUUUUUUCAAAAAAUAGAAAUUAAACAAAGAAAGACAAAGAACAAUACAUAACACUGUAAACACACUUAUAUACAUAUUUUCCAAAAUGAAAACUAAUGACAAUAAAAAGAAAGAAAAGGAAAAAUAUAUAGAAAAAAGACAAAAGAAAAAACACUUUUCAUAUCCUGGAAUAUUACCAUCUAUGUAGAAUUAUGCAUGUAUGGAAACUCCGGUUAAACUAUAAUAAACAAUAAAAUUGGGGGGGGGGGGGGGAAACAAGGUUACAGUCGCCAAAAUGGAAUGUCCAGUUGCCAUUUUCUGGCAAGAUGGCUCUAAUGUCUUAUUUUUCAAAUGAUGCACUGAGUCUGAUUGAUUCUCAGUUAAACAUCUGGCUAGUUCAGACGAGAACCUUGAGCUAGGUUAAGAACUCUUGAGAACUUAGAGAAGAAAAGUCCCUUGAUACAGGGACAGUCCACAUAUAUAUAUGUUGACCUAAUCCAACCUUUUUUUCUCAAUGUUGACACAGACCAUUCAUUACUUAGUGAUAUUCUUCACAACUGUGAGCAGGACAAUGGGGUGGUUCACUGUUCUUGCUUAGGCUGCACAGAAAAAAACACACAUUUUGGUUCCUGAAAUUCUUUCUGAUUGUGCAGGUGAAAUGUUGUUGUUGUUGUUUUGUCGUUUAGUCGUGUCCGACUCUUUGUGACCCCAUGGACCAGAGCACGCCAGGCACUCCUGUCUUCCACUGCCUCCCGCAGUUUGGUCGAACUCAUGUUGGUAGCUUCUAGAACACUGUCCCACCAUCUCGUCCUCUGUCGUCCCCUUCUCCUUGUGCCCUCCAUCUUUCCCAACAUCAGGGUCUUUUCCAGGGAGUCUUCUCUUCUCAUGAGGUGGCCAAAGUCUUGGAGCCUCAGCUUCAGGAUCUGUCCUUCCAGUGAGCACUCAGGGCUGACUUCCUUCAGAAUGGAUCAGUUUGAUCUUCUUGCAGUCCAUGGGACUCUCAAGAGUCUCCUCCAACACCAUAAGGUGAAAUAUAACUGGUAAAACUCUAUAGGAUGCGUUGCUAGUAUGUGAAAACAGCCCAGAUCCAAUGAUCUCCAGAUGGUGGAGAUGUCAGGCACCAUCCUGGUACCCAGACAUCUUCACUUGGUCACAAGUGGCUGAUAGCCAGGUGCAAAAUGCACCUGGCACCUGGCUAAUUUCAAACAGUGGUCUGUUAGGAUCGUCCUACUCUCGUGUAGGACCCUGGCAGAGACACAUGCCCGACUGGCAUGUGUCUGUCCCUCCUGGUCGGUCGUUCCGGGGCUUCAAAAGCUUUCUCCAGCCCGAACAUCACAGCGACUGAUACCAAGAGUAUUUUGCAGAGAAUCCUGCAGAGUAUUUGCAGUUUGCGUAACGGAACUCAGUAGCUCAGUAUUUGGGCUAAUCUACAUGGCCACUGGUCCCAUCACCUCCUGGCAAAUAGAAGGGGAAGAAAUGGAGGCAGUGAGAGAUUUUACUUUCUUGGGCUCCAUGAUCACUGCAGAUGGUGACAGCAGUCACGAAAUUAAAAGACGCCUGCUUCUUGGGAGAAAAGCAAUGACAAACCUAGACAGCAUCUUAAAAAGCAGAGACAUCACCUUGCCAACAAAGGCCCGUAUAGUUAAAGCUAUGGUUUUUCCAGUAGUGAUGUAUGGAAGUGAGAGCUGGACCAUAAAGAAGGCUGAUCACCGAAGAAUUGAUGUUUUUGAAUUCUGGUGCUGGAGGAGACUCUUGAGAGUCCCAUAGACUGCAAGAAGACCCAACCUCUCCAUUCUUAAGGAAAUCAGCCCUGAGUGUUUACUGGAAGAACAUAUCCUGAAGCUGAGGCUCCAAGACUCUGGCCACCUCAUGAGAAGAGAAGACUCCCUGGAAGAGACCCUGAUGUUGGGAAAGAUGGAAGGCACAAGGAGAAGAUGGUUGGACAGUGUUCUAGAAGCUACCAGCAUGAGUCUGACCAAACUGCGGGAGGCAGUGGAAGACAGGAGUGCCUGGCGUGCUCUGGUCCAGGGGGUCACGAAGAGUCGGACAUGAGUAAACAACUAAACAACAACAACUUUAUUUACAUAUAAUACACGCGGAGCAUUCUGACUUAACUCCUUCCUCUUUCUCAUCAAAGAAACAAAGGACAAUCGUCCUACAUUCCGGAACACAGUAACACAAACAUCCUGUCUCCGUCACUUCCCACACUGGGGAGUCAAAACAUACACCGUCAUGUGAUAGACAACUAUCCCAUGACUGCAAACACGGAGCGAGGAUCCUAACAUGGUCUACCCUGACUGCUGGUGGCUCUCGAGAGUUUCCAGCAGAAGUCUUCCUUCCACCCUACUGGGAGAUGUCAGCAAUUGAAGCUGGGAACCUUCUGCAAGGUAGACAUGAUCUUAUCAGUUAAUGUAGACCAGGCACCCCCAACCUGUGGCCCUCCAGAUGUAUUGGCCUACAACUCCCAUGAUCCCUAGCUAGUAGGACCAGUGGUCAGGGAUGAUGGGAAUUGUAGUCCAAAACAUCUGGAGGGCCAAAGGUUGGGGAUGCGUGACGUAGACAAUAUUGAUUGAUGGACCCCGUUUUUUUGACAUUGUCUGAAACAGGUUCUGGAACAAGGCUCUUCGUGUUUUCACCCGCAGCAGUAAAAGACCUUGCCAGUUCCUUACUGUUGUGUGUCAUCUACUUAGCUGCUGCUAGGAAGGUUUCUUGAAACUGAUUUUCUGCGAAAUCAGAUAACUCUUUGGCAAGCACGUGCUCCCUAACCGAAGUCCCUUGUUAUCUGAAGCCGUCGGAUAAUAUCAAGAGAUACCGGCAGAUGCUAAUCUACUAUAUUAUUGCUGUUACAGUCGUACCUUGGAAGUCGAACCAUUCUGGAAGCCCAUUCGACUUCCAAAAUGUUCGGAAACAAAAUCACGGCUUCUGAUUGGCUGCAGGAAGCUCCUCCAGCCAAUAAGAAGCUGUGGAAGCCCCAUCGGACGUUCAGGUUCCAAAAGAAUGUUUGCAAACCGGAACAAUCACUUUUGGGAGCCAAAAUGUCAUUAGUUCCAGGGUGUUUGACAACCAAGGUACGACUGUAUUAUUAUUUAUUAGAUUUAUACCCAUAGAUCUUCGGUAAAAAUACCAUAAGUGCCUAGCCCCCAAUAAUACACACAUUUCUUUAAAGGUAAAGGGGACCCCUGACCAUUAGGUCCAGUCGUGGCCGACUCUGGGGUUGCGGCGCUCAUCUCGCUUUACUGGCCGAGGGAGCCAGCGUACAGCUUCCGGGUCAUGUGGCCAGCAUGACUAAGCCACUUCUGGCGAACCAGAGCAGCGCACGGAAACACCGUUUACCUUCCCGCUGGAGCAGUACCUAUUUAUCUACUUGCACUUGACGUGCUUUCAAACUGCUAGGUGGACAGGAGCAGGGACCGAGCAAUGGGAGCUCACCCCAUGGCGGGGAUUCGAACCGCCGACCUUCUGAUCGGCAAGCCCUAGGCUCUGUGGUUUAACCCACAGCACCACCCGCGUCCCAACAUAUUUCUUUACUUACUAUUAAAUUUCAUAGAAUUAUUGUAGAGUUGGAAGGGACCCCGUGGGUCAUCUAUUCCAACCCCUUGCAACAUAAGAAUCUCAACUAAAGCAUCCAUGACAGAGGGCCGUCCAACCUCUGCUUAAAAACCUCCAAGGAAGGAGCGUCUGCCAUCUUCCGAGGGAGACCGUUCCACUGUCAAACAGCACUUACCGUCAGAAAGUUCUUCCUGAUGUUGAGUCGGAAUCUCCUUUCUUGUAACCUGAAGCCAUGGGUUCGAGUCUUCCCCUCUGGAGCAGGAGAAAACGAGCUUGCUCCAUUGAGAUAUCUGAAGAUGGGUAUCUCCCUCUUCUCCAGGCUAAACAUACCCAGCGCUCUCAACCAUUUUUCAUCUAAGGAGGUAAAGGUAGCAUGCCGAGGUCCUUUAUUCCUCACGACGACCCUGUGAGGUUGGUCAGGCUGGGAGGCAGUGUCGGACCCAAGACCACUCAGUGAGCUUAACGGCCGAGUGGGGAUUUGAACCCUGAUCUCCCAGGUCCUAGUCUUUCACUCUAACCACAACACCUCAUUGACUCACAAUGGAGGCAUUGAAGAUAAGUGUGGUUUUGCACAUGUCUUUUAAAGCUUAACCCAGAGUUUCAUGAAAGUUUGGCUCUCUGGCAGCUUGGUAUGUUUGCAGAAUUAUACCAACAGAGCAAAAUGGGCAGCAUCUAAAACAUUAGAUGCUUUAUAACUGCAUACAUAUCAAUCAAGCAGUCAAUCUUUAUUACGGUCCAGAGACCCAACAAAUCGUUACAAAGCAAUGCACAAUUCAGACAGCCUACCUCCAGGUUAAACAAGCAUACGAUAUACUAUACGCUAUAUGAUAACUUUAUUGUCAUUGUCCCAUACAGAACAAGGAAAUUGAAAACAUUCAACAAAACAAAACAAAAACAUUCAAAAACCCCUAAAAACUCUGAAACCCCAUUUAAAAAUACAAUAUACUAUAGAGACUCCUUAUGCUGCGUUUAGAACCAGAAUUGCAUUUGUGUAGAAGCUGUUUCUCAGGCGGCUAGUCCUGGCCUUUAUAACUCGAUACCUUCUUCCAGAAGGCAGAAGCUGAAAGAGAUCAUUUCCGGGGUGCGCGCUAUCCUGCGCUAUCUCUGCCGCUUUCUCAUGGCACCUGGAAGCAUAGAUUUGAUCCAAGGUGGGAAGAGUGCACCCAGUUAUUCUCUUUGCAGUCUUUACAACCGUGGACAGCACUGUUUUUCUCCUGACCGUGCAGCUCCCAAACCACACACACAGACCAUACGUUAAUACACUCUCCACAGUACAAUGUUAAAAUGCCAUCAACAGGUCCUUUGAGAGGUUGUUUUUCCGGAGGAUUCUCAGAAAAUACAACCUCUGCUGUCCUCUCUUCAUCAGGUCUUUGCUGUUUUCUCCCCAGGUUAGGUCAUCUCUCAACUCCAUUCCCAGAAAUCAAAACACCAAGACCUGUUCCACGCACUUCCACUCAAUAAUAAGUGGGUGAAUAUUCAAUUUACAUUUCCUAAAGUCCACAGUAAUCUCUUCUUUUUCUUUAAGUUAAGGAGUAAGUUGUUUUUGCUGCACUAACUGCUCAACUUCCUUCCUAUAGACCGCCUCCCCCUCUCCAGCCGUGAUUAAACCAACCACCGUUGUAUCAUCUGCAAACUUAAUAAUCUCAUUACUGGGGUAUUUUGUUCAGACUUAAAAGAUAGGGAUCAUUGGUCCUUGCAACCACCGAUAAAAACUUCACCACUGCUAAUGUUCUGGCGUUUGUCCGGUCUUCCAAUAGGAACCUGACAUAGUGAGCCUCUGAUUUUCCCGGGAAAGGUAUCAGCAAGGGUAAUAUCAGUUCAGCCCUGGCUUGCUCGUAUUUCGCACAGUGCAGCAAAAUAUGUUUUAUGGAAUCGAUGUCUUGAGCACACGAGCAAAGUCUGUCCUGGUAGGGAACUCCUCUCAACCUGCCAUCCGACACUGCAGAAGGAAAGACGUUUAGUCUGGCUUUGGUGAAAAACCUUCGAUAAUUUGGUACUGUCAGGUUUUUAAUGUAAGGUGUUAACUUAAAGACAUGCCCAUAUUGUACUCCUGCUGCCAGAGGACUACAGGCUGCGUGUGAUCGAGAUCGCAAGUCACUGUGUGCAUUAUCCCAUAAUCUUUGCUUUAACGUCUUUAGGACGCCUUCAUAACCCAGGUAAUAAAGUUGGGGGGGGGGGUGACAGACCAAUAGAGGUGGCUUUUCUAGCCAUGGUUUUCUGCCAUUUGCGGACAAACUCCUCAUUGGUCUGGUGUUGGUACAAACCCUUCCCUAGAUCAAACACCGAAAUCCUGAGCCAAUGUUUUAGGGCAGAACACCAUGCUUUAGUUGGAAUUGGGCAUUCACCAGCUUCUAACAGCAGUAUGGAGUUGGGGACACAGUUGGGUACCUGCAGCAGAGAUCGUAGAAAUUUUGCCUGAAAGCCAUCUAGCUUAGGCAGGUCCCCAUUACGCCAGACAUUUGCAGCGUACAGGAGUUGGGAAAUGGAUAUAUAUAUAUAUGCAAAGUAGGGAGCUACUAGUAAACUUUGAAUUUAAGGUUAAAAAUCCUGAGAUGGUUGCUUUAAAAAGCAAAUUGUUCUGCCUACAAUUAAUAUGCUUCUUUCUCUGGUACGGAGCUUGCGUGGUUGCUGGAACAGAAUAGUUUCACUUUUAUUUCUGUUUAAAUCAGUUUCGCUUUUCACUGAAAUCAACGGCUGCCGUACAGAAGCACCGAACACAUUUCCCUCUCAUUUGUUAACACUGAAUGUUUAUUUGGUUGUGGUUUUUCUUUUGUGUAAAACCUGAAUACAGUGUGCCGCUUUCAAUCUAGCCCUCUGACAACGCUUGUGGCACGUAGCUGUCAACUUUUCCCUUUUCUUGCGAGGAAUCCUAUUCGGAAUAAGGGAAUUUCCCUUUAAAAAAGAGAAAGAACAGCUAUGUCGUGGCAUUUAACACUGGUUUUUCUCCCCUUCCUUUCAAAUCUGCAAAGGGCAGAUUGAUAAAUUGAUAAUCCCAAAGCAUAUAAACUGAUCGUCAUUUUGGAAUUAAAAUUAAUUUAACAUGGAGUCACUUUUAGCUCAAGUUUUUUGCCUCCUUGAUAAUGCACUUGUGGUUUUUAAAGAGUCAGGGGCGAGGAGGAAGGUUGCUAAGUAUGCUGAUGAUACUAAAAUAUAAACACAAAAUUAAUAAUGUGUGCAGACAAUGUUGGCAAUUGGCCUGCUAUCAGGGCACUCAGUAUUUUAAUGCUGGCUCUAAAUGUGUUUUUUUUUUUGUAUUUUUAAACUGUUGCUUUUAACUAAGGUGUUGGUGUUUUAAAAUGAUGUUUUUAAAAUACUGCAAGCCGCCUUGAAUCCCAAUUUUGGGAGAAAGGUGGGAUAGAAAAACAUUAAAUGAAUGAAUAAAUCAAUUUCUGUACUUUUCAUGUGGAACACGCUAAAGGUUUGUUUAGGGAUUGCGCAGAUUCAUGAAGGAUUGUCCUAUAUGCAUUAAAAUGGCCAAAAAAACCCGAUAUCAAAAGCAAGUUGACCUAAUUUGCCACACCUUCAAAACGUAUAUAUUUGUAAAAUCAGCAGUUUACAAAACAUGUAUUGCAAAGUAAAAUUACAUAUUACUGAAAUGCACGUCAGAUUUAGAUGUCUGGGCAGGCUUGCCUGAGCAUAAAACUUGCCAAAAGCAGUAUAGUGAAGUUGAAUACCCUAAUAUCAAGUGGCAGGGAGUUCCAAAGUUCAGGCACUACCACACUGAAGGAGCGAUUCCUUGCAAGUGUGGAACAGACAUUGUGUGGUGCUUUCACUUCCUGCUUUUUGUUACUCUUUUGCUCUCCCGAGAAAUCCUGCAAUAGAGUCCUUCCUGGACAAUAGCGCCUUUGACUUGAACUUUUCUUUUUUUGAAAUGCUUCCCCGCUUCCUGCUUGCAGAAAAUUAGUAUAUCGGAGAACUGGGUCUGUGAAGAUAUUAACUCCCAGUGUGCAGAUCUGCAAACAAGGGCUUUCUGUUUUUUCCAAACUGAAGUCUAAAUUUAUAACGUCCUGGAAGCAGGGCUGUGCGAUAAGUUAAUAUACCGGUGAACAAAAGGUGGAGAUUUAACAGCUUCCCAGCUGAACAUACUUUGCAGAUAAUUUGCAGGCACCUGUUUCCAACUUUGUGCUCUCCCGAUAAGAAAUAAAUGAUGAUAAACCCUCCCACAAACCAGCAAGCUAUUUCGGAUUCACCGGUACCCUCCCACUUAGAGCUCAGCUAAUUAUGCAGAGCCUGCUAACGACCCAGGAGGAACCUCCCACGGCUAGAUAAUCAAAGAGGCAAGGUAAACGAAGAACUGGAAAGCUCUUCUUUCUUCCCCCACAAGUGGGGGGGAAAAAAGAGGGGGAAGAGUUUUUGUUUUUAUUUCCUGGUGGCGUUUAUGUGGUUAAAGGUAAAGGGACCCCUGACCAUUAGGUCCAUUCGUGACGGACUCUGGGGUUGCGGCGCUCAUCUCGCUUUAUUGGCCGAGGGAACCGGCGUACAGCUUCCGGGUCGGGUGGCCAGCAUGACCAAGCCGCUUCUGGCGAACCAGAGCAGCGCAUGGAAACGCCGUUUACCUUCCCGCCGGAGUGGUACCUAUUUAUCUAUUUGCACUGGCGUGCUUUUGAACUGCUAGGUUGGCAGGAGCAGGGACUGAGCAACGGGAGCUCACCCUGUCGUGGGGAUUCGAACCGCCGACCUUCUGAUCGGCAAGCCCUAGGCUCUGUGGUUUAACCCACGGCGCCACCCACGUCCCUGUUUAUGUGGUUGGUUCCCCCUAAAUAGCUUUCCUCCGUAUUAAAAAGGAAGAGUGCAUUUUUAAUUUAAAGAAGACAAUAUUUUUGUUCCUUGCUCUCCCUCCCUCCCUCCCACCCAGAGAUUGGUGGGAUGAGGGCAUUUGGGGACCCCCCUUCUGUUGGGGUGGGCGAUGGAGGGGAGAAGAUUUAGCUGGCUGCCUUAUGCUGAAAUGGGAGGUUGGGUACUGUGUGCGAAUGAUGGGAAGGGCGUUUUUCUGUAAAACAGUGCAAGCAAAUGCGUGUCUACUCACAAGCAAACCUUACUGAAUUCAAUGGGCCUUACUCUUAGGAUAGUAGAAGUUUUUUUUUUGUUUUUUUUUUGACAAUUCAACUCUUUAUUGAUAUGUGUGCGAGUAACUGAGAGAAUAAACACACAUUCUCCUAUACAUUUCUGUCUCCAUGUGGCCCCAAACAAGUUUAACCCUUUGGGGUGGAAAAUAACUUUCAAACAACUUUUUUUUUUUUGUAUUCUAGUUGUUAAUUAUCUCAGCAAAUCCUUUCCAUCUUUCACAAUGACAGAAUAUUCUGAAAGAUGGAAAGGAUUUGCUGAGAUAAUUAACAACUAGAAUACAAGAAAGGGAGGUGUGAGGAGGUCGAUGAAAUAAGUUAAUGACAGUUAAGGAUCUGGGAAUAUUGGAUUUGUUUUUAAAUUUUUUGUUUAUUUUUGCUUUUUGCUUUUGAUGUAUUGUGUGUUUUGUUUUUUCUUUUUGACUUUGGUUUUUACUGAUUUGUAUUGUUUAAUUGUUACUUUUAUCUACCUUCUUCUUUCUUUUUCUCUUUCUCUUGUUUUUUCCUUCUUUUUUCUUUGUAACCUUAAAAUUCUCAAUAAAUAUCUUUAAAAAAAGAAAAGAAAAAGAAAAUAACUUUCAAACAUUCUGGCUGUCCUUCAGUCCCUUUUGAUAAAUGAGAUAAUACUCACACUUGACAAUAUUAUGAAUUUAGUUUCUAACCGUGCAGUCUUAUCUCCUCAACCCUUGAGAUACCAUACAAGUAAAUUUGUGCAAUUAUAUAAAUGGAUGCAAAAUACAUUCAGAUAUCUUGAAAGGGAAACAUUCCUAUUUAAUAUGAAGUUGAGAUAAAUUAUGGCCAAGAAGUACAAAUCAUGAACUACAAACCAAUUCAUAUUACAAUGAUUACUCAAAAAUAAUGUCUUCAGAAUCUGAUUUAACUUGAGUUUUUGGGUAAUAGUAAAAUAAACUGGGUAAAAGUUAGAAUUAUAGGGGCGAGUAGAAGUUUAGUUGAACUCAGUGGGGCUUAUGUGUGCAGAGGCAACUUGGCUAGUAAAUCACUUAAACUUCUCAUAAAUUAGUUGAAAAUAUAUUAAAUAGUAUACUAUAUGGAAGCUUAUUUAAUUUUACUAAAUCUACCACUUCUGCCACCGCCCGGAAGCCUGGCAAGCCCCUUUGCCACCGCAGAUAGAUAUUGUGAUACAGUGGUACCUUAGAUUAAGUACUUAAUUCGUUCCGGAGGUCUGUUCUUAACCUGAAACUGUUCUUAACCUGAAGCACCGCUUUAGCUAAUGGCGCCUCCCGCUGCUGCCGGAGCACGAUUUCUGUUCUCAUCCUGAAACAAAGUUCUUAACCUGAAGCACUAUUUGUGGGUUAGCGGAGUCUGUAACCUGAAGCGUAUGUAACCUGAGGUACCACUAUAUAUCGAGAGAUCUAGCUGGUGAUAUAUUGUGAUGUUGCAAGCCAGAUAUUGCACAACCCUAUCAGGAAGGGACUGUACUGUGUAAUUUUCCUGAACAUGCAGCUGUUCUUCCAAGGGGGAAGAACAGGCUUUCUUGUGAAAUUAUUCCCUCGUUCUUCAUUGCUCUACCCAGCAGUCAAGGUCCUUGGCGUUGCCUCUCCCUGUGACUCACAAGUUUUUUAUAGGGUUCUUCCUGUGCGUUGCUUUGUUAAUAAUGCUUUUAAGAGCCAGCGUGUGCGCCUACCAGUGGCCGCACCUCGGGGCGUGGGGCUCUCUGGUCCUUUAGCAACCCCACACUUUGACCCUCAAGAUGCUCACAGCCCCCAGCCCCAUCUGCCCCAGUUUUGUUGUGCUGGCAUCGCAUCACUACGGCUGCCUUAAGUCUGUUGGGCAGGAUUUGACCAAGUGCUGCUACUAGCACAAGGGCUUCUGGAUGGGCAGAGGAACUCCCCACCACCUGAAACGCGCCCCCCAAAUCUGUUAUGGGGGUACUCCCAAAGCUCUGGAGCAGUUUGGGGAAGGGCAGAAGGGUGUGUAAGGAGAGGGAGGAGGUUUUUGUUGCCCAAGUAGUACAAUGGCGUUGGAGACAACCUGUAGCAACUCAGCAACUUGGCCCCGGGAUGUAAAAAUAAAUAAAUGUAACCCCGUUGUCCUUAGGUUUCUGCCCCAGAUUCCUAAUUGCCAAAGGGCCCUGGUCUUCUCGUGGUCUUAAAAUUGCCAGGGAAAACCAUUAUUAUAUUCAUUACCAUAUUUAUUUUCAUCCCGCCUUUUCACUAGGCCGGGACUCAAGGCGGUUUUUGCAAAAAACAACAACACAAUUGCACACAAAAUAAAGGUAAAGGUAAAAGGUGCAAUGGGUGCAGAAUGUCGCUGUGAGGCUCCUACGGGGUCCUUGCCACGGGAUCACAUUCAUCCAGUGCUUUACCAACUGCACUGCCUCCCGGUGGAGUACAGGGUCAGGUUUAAAGUGCUGGUUUUGACCUUUAAAGCCCUAUGCGGCCUAGGACCCUCGUACCUACGGGACCGCCUCUCCUGGUAUGCCCCGCGGAGGACCUUAAGGUCCACAAAUGACAACAUUUUCGAGGUCACAAGGUGGUUAGAUUGGUCUCAACUAGGGUCAGGGCCUUUUCAGUACUGGCCCCGACUUGGUGGAACACUCUGUCCCAAGAGACUAGGGCCCUUCGGGACUUGACAUCUUCCCGCAGGGCCUGCAAGACAGAGCUGUUCCACCUGGCCUUUGGUUUGGACUCAGUCUGACCCUUAUGUUUCCCUCCCCUUAUGGUUUUGAUUUAUGGGCUACUUUUAAAAUGAGAGUGCAUUUUAAAUUGCAUUUUAACCUAUAUUUUAAAUUCGUCGUCGUCGUCCCCCCCCCCCCAUUGUGUUUUAACUGUAAUUUUACUGUUGUUAGCUGCCCUGAGCUGGGCCCUGGCCAGGGAGGGUGGGGUAUAAAUAAAAUUUAUUAUUAUAUUAUUAAAGGUACCCCUGACUGUUAGGUCCAGUCGCGGACGACUCUGGGGUUGCGCGCACAUCUCGCUCUAUAGGCCGAGGGAGCUGGCGUUUGUCCGCAGACAGCUUCCGGGUCAUGUGGCCAGCGUGACUAAGCCGUUUACCUUCCUGCCGGAGUGGUGCCUAUUUAUCUACUUGCACUUGACGUGCUUUUGAACUGCUAGGUUGGCAGGAGCAGGGACCGAGCAACGGGAGCUCAGCCCGUCACGGGGAUUCGAACCGCUGACCUUCUGAUCGGCAAGCCCUAGGCUCUGUGGUUUACACCGCAGCGCCACCCGCAGACAAAAUAUAGAAGGCUAAAAACAUGCAACAUAUAAGAGAUAAAAAGCAAUAAAGCUGUAAUAGAAUUAAAGCCAUGGAAAAUCCAAUCUAUUAGGAUUGCCUAAUAGCUCAGUUGGUAAAGCUUGAGGCUUGUGAUCUCAGGGCUGUGUGUUCGAACCCCACGUUGGGCAAAAUAUUCCGGCAUUGCAGGGGGUUGGACUAGAUGACCCUUGUGGUCCCUUCCAGCUCUGUGAUACCCUCUGUGAAGAUAUAGAUAGUAAAAACUGCACAGUGCUAUUUUGAAAGCCUCGUGGUGGCCUGUGUCUAAAUGGCCUAGGUGGGGAGUUCAGGAAAUAGCUGGUUAGCUGGAUCUAGGAUCCCCGCCCCCAAUUCCUGACUCAAGGUAGCAUGGUAAAUUCUUAGAUGGAAUAUAUUUUUAGAUAUAAGGAUCCUGCGAUUCUGUAGGAUCACAGACUGCGCUAUUAGGCACACAGUCCUCCUCUCUGAGAAUCUGAAGUUUGUAGUCCUCAAUGCUGGUGAAAAUUAGGCUUGAAAUGCAUAGGCCGUGUCUGUAGCAAUCGCAGAAGUCAAAGAAGGGCUAAAUAAACUAGUGAUCUCCAUUUCUCUUAUUCUUUCCUCAUGUGUUGCCAAACCAGAAUCAGUUGUGCAAAAUGGCAGACUAAGUUACUGGGCUUGUAAGGGGAGGAAAUUAUGCAUCAGUUUGCAGCGUUUAUGCAGGCUGUAGAAUUUCCUGGUAAUGCCUAGUUGAGAAGCUUGCUUCCUCUUUUCAAAGCUCUGCGUACACGCGGCCGGUCUUAAGAUCUGUCACCGCAUGGGCGAAAAAACCGGGUGGAUCUGAUUCAUUACCCUCUGUCUUAACGCAGGACGAACUUUUCUCCAAACAAAAGAUCAGCUUUGCCAAGGCAGAACUUGAGGAGACCUGCAUUUUACUCCUGCUCUGAUCCGAAACAGAGGUAAAACUUAACGUUUGCUGAACUCCCAACAAUCUCUUUCCCCAUUCCACGUGGCUCCUCUCUAGAGGAAGCCUUUCGACGGUCGCCGCCCUUUUAGUUUCAGUUUGUGUUUGCUGCUAGGACUUUGAUCGUUGCUGCAGCGCAGAAGGGAGGAUUCAUCCGGAUUGAGAACAGCCCUUUGCUUAGCUCUCCAGCAGUGCCGGAUUUAUGUAUAAGCUAAACAAGCUAUAGCUUAGGGCCCAGAGUGGGGCCCCACCCCCAGUUUCACUGUUAAUAUACUACUUCUUAAUUGUAUUUCAGUUCAACAAUUACUUUGACAAAAUACCGUAUUUUUUGCUCUAUAGGACUCACUUUUUCCCUCCUAAAAAGUAAGGAGAAAUGUGUGUGUGUGUUACGGAGCGAAUGCAGGCUGCGCAGCUAUCCCAGGAGCCAGAACAGCAAGAGGGAUUGCUGCUUUCACUGCACAACGAUUCCUCUUGCUGUUCUGGCUUCUGAGAUUCAGAAUAUUUUUUUUCUUGUUUUCCUCCUCCAAAAACUAGGUGCGUCUUGUGGUCUGGUGCGUCUUAUGGAGCGAAAAAUACGGUACAUAUUUUGUUACGUGCAAAUGGCUUUAGAUACCUAUUAGGUCCAUAAAUUACCAUAUAGCAUAAAAGGUAAGGGACCCCUGACCAUUAGGUCCACAUGUGGCCGACUCUCGCUUUACUGGCCGAGGGAGCUGAUGUACAGCUUCCGGGUCAUGUGGCCAGCAUGACUAAGCCGCUUUUGGCGAACCAGAGCAGCACAUGGAAACACCGUUUACCUUCCCACUGGAGCGGAACCUAUUUAUCUACUUGCACUUUGAUGGGCUUUCAAACUGCUAGGUUGGCAGGAGCAGGGACCGAGCAACAGGAGCUCACCCCAUUGCAGGGAUUCGAACCGCCAACCUUCUGAUUGGCAAGUCCUAGGCUCUGUGGUUUAACCCACAGCGCCACCUGCGUCCCACCAUAUAGCAUAUUCAGCACAAAAAACAGUGACAGAGGUCAGCACCAACACUUUGAAUUGUGCUCGGAAACGUACUGGGAGCCAAUGUGGGUCUUUCAGGACCAGUGUUAUGUGGUCUCGACAUUCGCUCCCAGUCACCAGUCUAGCUGCCGCAUUCUGGAUUAGUUGUAGUUUCCGGGUCACCUUCAAAGGUAGCCCCACGUAGAGCGCAUUGCAGUAGUCCAAGCAGGAGAUAACUAGAGCAUGCACCACUCUGGUGAGACUGUGGGCAGGGAGGGUCUCAUCCUGUGCACCAGAUGGAGCUGGUAGACAGCUGCCCUGGACACAGAAUUGACCUGCGCCUCCAUGGACAGCUGUGAGUCCAAAAUGACUCCCAGGCUGCGCACCUGGUCCAUCAGGGGCACAGUUACCCCAUUCAGGACCAGGGAGUCCUCCACACCCGCCUGCCUCCUGUCCCCCCAAAACAGUACUUCUGUCUUGUCAGGAUUCAACCUCAAUCUGUUAGCCGCCAUCCAUCCUCCAACCGCCUCCAGACACGCGCACAGGACCUUCACCGCCUUCACUGGUUCUGAUUUAAAAGAGAGGUAGAGCUGGGUAUCAUCCCCAUACUGAUGGACACCCAGCCCAAACCCCCUGAUGAUCUCUCCCAGCGGCUGCAUGUAGAUGUUGAAAAGCAUGAGGGAGAGGACAGAACCCCACAAGUGAGGGCCCAGGGGUCCGAACACUCACCCCCCCCACCACUUUCUGAAAAAAAUCUGGUGCAACAUGAGCAAAUGUUUACACUGGGCGCUUGGGUUGCAAACGUGAUCCGUGUGGGAUGCACAUUUGCAACCCGCAGCGGAGCAUCUGUGCAUGUGCAGGUCGCAAUUCAUAGCUUCUGCGCAUGUGCAAAGCGCAAUUUAGCGCUUCUGCGCAUGCACGGCUGCCGAAACCCGGAAGUAACCUGUUCCGGAAAAAACGCAACCUGAAGCGUCUGUAACCCGAGGUAUGACUAUUCUGAAAGUGUGGCCCAGAGGCAAAAGCUUGAGGACCCCUGGAAUUCUGGGACAUGGUCUACGAGGAGAUGAAAAAAAUAUCAAAGUUUACAUUUAAUAAAAACCCAGAAGCAUUCCUAUUAGGGAUUCUUUUUUGUUGCUUUUUAAUUUUUUUAAAAAAUUUAACAUAAUUGUUACAAAAUAUAAGCAAAACACUGCAAAUACAUACACACAUAUACACUUCAAAUAAACACAUAUACAUGAAAAAAGGAACAAAAGAGAAAAAUGCUGCAACAGAAUUCCUGUUUUGAUUUAUUCUUUAUUUUUUCUGAUAGACUGUCUAAUUCUGCAUAUUCUGUCAGCUUUUGGAUGCAAUCUUGUAUAGAGGGGAUUUUGUUACUCUUCCAUUUUGCCACGAUCAGAACUUUUGCUGUUGCCAUCGCGUAUAAAAAGAUACCCUGCCUCUUUUGCGGAAUAUCCAAAUCUGUUAUUCCCAGGAGGUAGACCUUUGGUUUUUUAUUGAAAGAGAUCUCUUUCAAUAAAAAACCAGAUCUGGUCAGAAUAAAUCAAAACAGGAAUUUGUUUCAAAAGGGGAGGUUUUCAAAGAAUAUUUGAAAAAUAAAUACAGUAGUUUAAAUUCUGUCGCAGCAUUCGAGGACCUUCAGUAAUAGUUGCAAGGUAGAUAUAAGAAAUUAGAUAUAUUAAGAAAAAAUUUAAUUAUGAUAAAAAUGUGUAUUGACAAUAAGUAAUAUGAAAUCAAAAUAUGGAAUAGACGGGAGGUUGGGUCUUUAGUGUUAAGACCAAUAUAUGUUCUAUUGUUUGUUAAGAAAAUUAUGUCUCUGUGGUUAUUCCUGUGUGUAAUUUGGUAUUUGUGUGGGGUUUUUUUCUUGCUGUAUCAAUAAAAAAAGAAAGAAAGAGAUCCGCAUUUCUUUGCAGUUCUGCAUGGAUUUAGCAUUUUUUUGCAGUUCUGCAUGGAUACUCUCCCAGAAUAGCUGUAUUUUCCUACAUAUCCACCACAUAUGGUAGAAAGUUCCUGAGUUAUCUCUGCAUCUCCGACAAUAACUUGACACAUUUUUAUACCAAAAAAGUAAAUUAAAAAAAUGAGGCCUUUAAUCAAAAUAAUUUUAUUAUUUCUUUCCUGAAGAGGGGAGGAGCCGGGCUGCCUUUAGGCUCCUCCUUCCCUGGAAACGCCUCUGCGGCUGACUGGCUUAUUCGCGGAUCAAUCACCCUGUCAAUCAAUCGGACCUGUGGGCUGCUUUCUGCCGCCUGAGGCGACGCAAAACGCCUCACAGCCAAGCCGGCCCAGAGGAGGCUCCAAGUCUCUUUGCAGGCCCUCCUCACCCUCAGCCUGUCCAUUACGGACAGGGCUACUCGUGAGCAAGUCUCCCCCCAUUGGGGUUGUGAGGAAUUGCCGCCCCAUAGAUCCGAGGGGCCAAAGGUUCUUGCAGGUGGGCCCCUCGCGCCCAACCCACAAUAUUCUUUUUUUUUUUUAAUAUAUUUUUUAUUAGUUUUUUUAAAAACAUAUCAUUUCCAACAGUAAUUAAACCUACUUUGACAUCUUAUUCAAAUUUUUGACUUCCAUCCAUCCUGUCUGAAAAUUUUCCAGUCUAAUCUCUCAGUAUGCAUUUCUUAUCUUCCCUAUUGCAUUUCAAACUCAUAACCAAUAUCUCUAUCUUUUCCCACUUUGUAGCAGGUCGUAUAUUUCUCCUUACAAAACUUCUAGCGUAAUUUGUUGAUUACAGUUGCUCUUCAAAUAAUUCAUAGACUUCUUCCAAUCUUCUGCAAAUCUCUGGUCCCGCAGGUUUUGAAUCCUUCCUGUCCUUUUGUCCAAUUCUGCAUAGUCCGUUAAUUUCGUCUGUCAUUCUUCUUUUUUUAAAUAUAUUUUUUUUAUUAGUUUUUUUUUAACAUACCAUUUCCAACAGUAAUUAAACCUACUUUGACAUCUUAUUCAAAUUUUUGACUUCCAUCCAUCCUGUCUGGAAAUUUUUCAGUCUAAUCUCUCAGUAUGCAUUUCUUAUCUUCCCUAUUACAUUUCAAACUCAUAACCAAUAUCUCUAUCUUUUUCUACUUUGUAACACUUCGUAUAUUUCUCCUUGUAGUCCUACUAGCGUAAUUCGUUGAUUACAGUUGAUCUUCAAAUAAUUCAUAGACUUCUUCCAAUCUUCUGCAAAUCUCUGGUCCCACAGGUUUCGAAUCCUUCCUGUCAUUUUGUCCAAUUCUGCAUAGUCCAUUAAUUUCGUCUGUCAUUCUUCUUCUUUUUAAUAUAUUUUUUUUAUUAGUUUUUUUUUAACAUACCAUUUCCAACAGUAAUUAAACCUACUUUUACAUCUUAUUCAAAUUUUUGACUUCCAUCCAUCCUGUCUGGAAAUUUUCCAAUCUAAUCUCUCAGUAUGCAUUUCUUAUCUUCCCUAUUACAUUUCAAACUCAUAACCAAUAUCUCUAUCUUUUUCUACUUUGUAACACUUCGUAUAUUUCUCCUUGUCCUACUAGCGUAAUUUGUUGAUUACAGUUGAUCAUCAAAUAAUUCAUAGACUUCUUCCAAUCUUCUGCAAAUCUCUGGUCCCGCAGGUUUCGAAUCCUUCCUGACAUUUUGUCCAAUUCUGCAGAGUCCGUUAAUUUCAUCCGCCGUUCUUCUUUCGUCAGAAUUUCUUCUUGUUCCCGUUUCUGGGCUAAUAAUACUCUUGCCUCAGUUGUUGCAUAUAAGAACAAUUUAACAUCUUGCCUAUUCAUGUCCUGACCUAUAAUACCAAGUAAAAAUCUUUCUGGUUUUUUUAAAAAAUGUAUAUUUCGACAUCUUUCUCAUCUCAUUAUAUAUCAUAUCCCAGAAGGUCUUCUGUAGAUACAACAUAAAUGGUUCCCAAUCUUUUUUGAAGUCUCUAUUGUCUUAGUCUCUUAAUCUUUCAGUUAGUCUUGCCAUUUCUUUUUUUUUUUAAUAAUUUUUUAUUAAAGUUUAAAACAACAAAACAAAAAAACAACACACACAAAAAACAAUACAAAACUUAACAAUAAAAAUACAAAACACAACAAUUAAAAACAAACUCUCUUUUCCAUUUCCAAUUUUACAUUACUUAUUUUCUAGACUUCCUCAAACCUCCCUCUUUUGUAUUCCAGUCCACAUUAUUUGUCCAGCAGUUUCUUUUCCACUUUUUUAAUCCCAAUCUUUAAUUUAAUAAAAUGUUAAAAUAUAUAACUUCAACUUUUUUUAAACCUAAUCCUUGAUCUUAAUAUCAUAUAGCUUUAAAAUUUUCCCUUUUAAUAUCAAAUUUCCAUUUCUUUAAACAUCUUUACUCUUGAUCUUUAAUCUUAAUCUAUCCUUAACUUUAACCUGUGCAGCUGGAAACCACUUAUUUUCAAUCCAACAUCACUCUAACAUUCCUUAAUUUUGCAGUGUUUCUGAAGAUAGUCUUUGAAUUUCUUCCAGUCUUCCUCCAUCGACUCUUCUCCCUGGUCACGGAUUCUACCAGUCAUUUCCGCCAAUUCCAUAUAGUCCAACAGUUAGUCUUGCCAUUUCAGCACAAUCCAUUAGUUUUCUUUCCAUUCUUCAUUAGCUGGUAUCUCGUCACUUUUCCAUUUUUGUGUUGUUGUUUUUAAAUAGUAUUUAUUAAGGUUUUAAAUUUACAAAAAGGCAAAAGAAAAAACACCAAAUUAAACAAUAGCAAAACAACACAUCACAAUAAAAAAACAGAAAAAUAGAAACAAUUAAAAACAAAGCAAAAUCGAGCCUUCCCAUAACUUAUCUUUCAUUUGCUUGUUUCCCUGACCUCCUCACACCUCCCUUUUUUGUAUUCUAAAUUAUCCAUUUCAGCAAAUCCUUUCCCUCUCUUCAAAAUUUGUAUCCUGCAAAUUUAUCUUGAUCUUAAUAUAAGUUUACUUUCCCUCUUUUCACCAAUUAACAGUCUAUUUUUCUUAAAUCUUUGAUACAUUUUUGCUAAAAUCACAUAGAUGCAUUCCAACAUCAUUCUAACAUUCAUUAAUUUUACAAUGUUUCUGUAAAUAGUCUUUGAACUUCUUCCAAUCUUCUUCCACCGACUCUUCUCCCUGGUCUCGGAUUCUGCCAGUCAUUUCCGCCAAUUCCAUAUAGUCUAUCACCUUCAUCUGCCAUCAGGUCAGGUCACUUUUCCAUUUUUGAGCCAACCGACAAGAUUCUAGAAGGUUCUCUUGCCCAGGGAUUGGCGGCAACCAUCUUGGCCUCCCUCCUCAGGGCCAGGAAGAUGCGUUGGGCGUCAUGGCGUCCGGCUUCUCCGGGCCUCCGCCGCCUGUUUCGCUGAAUUUCGGGGGAAGCAGCCAGGCGGCGCCGGAAAUGCGCCGUUUCCGCCGCCGCCUGACGCCGGAAAGGCGAAGUAAAAGCUCCGCCGCGGCCUAAAUGGUCUCCGCAACUCUCCUUUCCCACGUUCUUUGUUUUUUUUAAAAUGAUAUUUAUUAAAAUUUCAAAAGGAAAAGAUUACAUUAAAAAAGAAAUUUAACAGUAAAAAGAAAAAAUACAAAAUACAAAAAAGAAAAACAAUUUUAAAACAAUUCCAUCUUUUCAUCACUUCUUUUACAUUUACUUGUUUCCCAGACCUCCUCAUACCUCCCUCUUUUGUAUUCCAAUUCAGUUUAUUAGUCCAGCGAUUCCUUUCCCUCCUUUUUAAUCCUGAUCUUUAAUCCUGAUAUAUUAUAACAUUAAAUUUUUAAUUCCCACGUUCUUUGAGGUUCAUUCGGCCUUUACUAGGAGCAGGGUGGAUAAAAAAACCAAUGAUUUAAUUUAAAAAGUAAUAAUUGGAUUUUUUAAAAAAUUAAAUCAGAUUUUUAAAAUGAAACGCUUUCGGAGGAAAAACCUUUCUAAAGAUACUUUUUUAUUUAUACUUUUUUAUUUAAGUUACAAUUUGAUUCCCUCCCCCUCUUUCUUUUUUCUUUUUCCUUUCUCCUGUGAUGAGGCUGCAUUUUAAUAUUUUAAUGUUUCAAUAUUUUAAUGUUGUAUUUUAAUCUUGUUUUUAAGUUGUAUUCAUUCAGCUUGUUUUUAUUAUUGCUUGUUAGCCGCCCUGAGCCCGGCCUUGGCUGGGGAGGGCGGGGUAUAAAUAAAAAUUAUUAUUAUUAUUUAGUCCAAAGGCUACUCUCCUUCCCCACAUUCUUUGAGGUUCAUUCAGCCUUUACUAGGAGCAGGGUGGAUAAAAAAAAUCAAUGAUUUAAUGUUAAAAAUAAUAAUUGGAUUUUAAAAAAAUUUAAGUCAGAUUUAUAAAAUAAAACGCUUUCGGAGGAAAAACCUUUCUAAAUAUACUUUUCUAUUUAAGUUACAUUAUGGUCCAAAGGCUAUUCAUGAGGAAAUAAGGAUUUGUUUUAAGUUUUUCAUGUGUGCUAAAACUCAGUCUAAGUUGUUGGGGUGGGUGGGUUUGGGGGGACGUUUAACCACGUCAGUUAACAAACAUGGAUACAUGUGCUAUAAUGUUAUUGCUUUAGUUAAAUAGUUUAAAUUGUUACUAAGGAAAUGAUUGUUUUUCUCCCUCCAAUCAAGUACAGCAGAAAGUUGUCCAAAUAUAAACAGUUAACUUAUUGAACCUCGCAAUAAUUUCAUAAUUAUCUGUCUAUGUAUUCCUAAUAGUAUAACCAAAUCAGUAAUUUUUGGUAUAACUGUCAAAACUACUCUGAAAAUUUAUUAUUCCAAAAAUGUAACCUUCCUCUGGUUGUAAAUAUUAAGAUUAUACCAGCAAGAAUGAGUCUUUAUGUAAAAAAAUGAUUUAAAUGAAGUCUUACUGACUAGUGAUUUAAAUCAAGUCUUACUGAUUAGUGAUUUAAAUCGAUUUGAUUUAAAUCAAAUUCACCCUGACUAGGAGCCAAGCCAUUUCGGGUGGGAGGCUCUGCCCUGUGGAACUCCCUGCCACUAGAAGUUCGGCAGGAAUCAUCCCUGCCUCCUUUUAGACGUUUUCAGGCAGGCCUUUGCAAUGCUGUUUUCUCCUUGCGAACCAGCAUUUAUUGGACUUCUUACAAUUUAUGUUGCGUACACCACCCCCGCUAUGUUUUAUUUUAUAGAAAUGCAGUUUAUAAAUAUGUAAAAUGAGGCUAAGCUGUUGUGUUUUUGGACGUGUCCUAAAAUUAAGGUGUACUAGAAGAGAUAAACAAAAGUAAGGAGGUAAAUUAUUCCCCUCGGCAGAAGGUAGCAAAUAACUCUGGCGCAGGCCUGGAAAAAAGCCAGAAACACCAAAAAUAGAGGACUGGUUCAAUGAAAUCUGAGGGAUUGUACAAAUGGCUAACCUUACAAAUACAGUAAAACUUGGAUUGAAAAGUUCAGCCUCUCUAUUUCUGAUGGGAAUGAGAGAACGCAGAAUGAAGUAAAAUCUGGAAGAAAUGCAAACGGAACAAUUUUGGGGAAGUUAUGUUAUAGCUACAUUGUUUGUUCUUAAUUUUGUAAAUUUACAAUUUAUACUUUUAUCGGAGACUUACUUUCACAUAUGAAAUUGUUUUGCUGUACUUGGGACACACACACCUUGCAGGAUCCUGCCAGAAUUUGGGGAUGGAUUUUGGUGAGUUCUAAUAUAUUGUGUGGGACGCGGGUGGCGCUGUGGGUAAAACCUCAGCGCCUAGGACUUGCCGAUUGUAUGGUCGGCGGUUCGAAUCCCCGCAGCGAGGUGAGCUCCCGUCGUUCGGUCCCAGCUCCUGCCCACCUAGCAGUUCGAAAGCACCCUUAAGUGCAAGUAGAUAAACAUGUACUGCUUUAUAGCGGGAAGGUAAAUGGCGUUUCCGUGUGCUGCGCUGGUGCAGGCUCUCCAGAGCAGCUUCAUCACGCUGGCCAUGUGACCCGGAAGUGUCUCCGGACAGCGCUGGCCCCCGGCCUCUUAAGCGAGAUGGGCGCGCAACCCCAGAGUCGGUCACGACUGGCCCGUACGGGCAGGGGUACCUUUACCUUUUUAAUAUAUUGUGAGCUGGGAAGUCUCCAAUUUGAAAAUUGGCAUUAUUAUUAUUUAUUAUAUUUAUAGCCCCACCCAUCUGGUUUCCCCAGCCACUCUGGGAGGCUUCCAACAAAAUAUUAAAAAUACCUUGGACUUAUGGGCCAUAAGCAAGUCCUUGUAUCUUCCCAGCUGCAAGGCCAGGAUCAUAACUCCGGCCUACCUUGCUGGGUUACUGAGAUAAAUGCCUAUAACACAUAUUGGACACAAGGAAAGGCCGCCAUCCUAUAUGAUUUACUUUAUCUUAUUUUUUCCAGCAUUACUCGUAUGAAUUUUCUGGUUGUGAAGCUGCUGAAGACCCUUGGCAGACCUGCCCCUAUGUAA
Podarcis lilfordi (Lilford's wall lizard) is the source of this 31807-nucleotide messenger RNA. Lineage: Eukaryota; Metazoa; Chordata; Lepidosauria; Squamata; Lacertidae. The record is from the annotation of a GenBank genome assembly.